AUGGAAAUGAACAUUGACAACGAUGACACAGUGACAAAUCAAACUGAAAAUUUGGAUCAAAGUCUUGCAACAUUGACUAAACGUAAAAUUGAAACAGAAGAAUGUUUGUCUCCCAACAAACGCCUAAGAGAAAUCUUGGUUUCUACAUCAACAAUAGGAAAAAUUAUUACUUCUGAUAAAAUCAGUGAAAAUAUACAUAUUCAAGAAAGCACUUGCAACAACAAGAAAUAUACAAUAUUUGAUAGAUGCCAACCCUGCGUAAAUAAGAAAGUAGAUAAAUGUAGAUUCCAAAAUUUCAGGUACUUUUAUAUUAACCCUAUAACAGAUGAAAUAAUGGAAGGUUCAAAUUUUAUUUCGGAUUUAAACCCUGCCUCAAUAUUAAAAUCAAGAGAAAUCCCAUUAAAUCAAGAGGAUAGCCAAUAUAUACUAGAUUUGAUAGCACCUACUUUUAAAACAAUUUUGCAAAGAGAAUUUUCUCACAUAGACAAAGCUGUAUGUAGAAAAAAUCCUGAAGCAAACAUUAGACAAUUAUGUGAUAAUUGUCAGCAUACAAUUUUUAGUGGAUUUUGGAUAUGCAUUGUGUGUGGUAGAGAAAUAUGUAUUGAAUGUUACGAUGAAUGGGAUGAAUUGUCGCCAAAAACAUUUGGAACAGUUGGCAAAUGUUCCUUGAAACGUAGGCAUGAAAAAAGACAUAUGUUGGGUGUCUGUUUCUAUCAACGUUCAGAAAUUGAAAAAUUAUACAAGGAAACAUGCAAAAUACUUAAUGUUGACGAUACAAUUCCAAUAUUCAACGAAAAUAACCCUGAAUUAAUUAAUGAUCCAUCAAACCCAGCGACAACGUUAAUAGCUAUGGAAUCACCCGAAUAUACAAAUUCACUGAAAUCUGAAAUAUCGAAAUCUAUGGAGUUGAUCGAACCAAUAAAACCAAUGGAAUUGAUUGAACCAACAAAACAUACGGAGUCGUUUGGACCGAUUGAAUUAUCCAAAUCUAUUGAAUCAAUUGAAUUUACACCUACUAUUAUCAAUCCUGAACCGACCCAGCAAUUAUUGUUGUUAAAUGAACAAAAUAACGACUCUAUAAUUACUGAAGAAAAAACCAUAAAAAAUUCUGAUACCAUACCCACACCCAUUAUAGCCGACGACAACGACAACAGCAAUGAUAAUGAUGGUUUAAAUGAACUUAAAGAUAUUGAUUCAGAAAUUUAUGACAAUUCACACGAAAGCCACAAUCAACUUGAAUGGAAUAAUGGAGAAAUGACAAUUGAACAGUUUCGCGAAUUUUGGAAAAAAGGAUAUCCGUUUGUGAUUAGGAACUUGAAAUAUGAAGAUCAAUUUUGGAAUCCAAAUUAUCUUAGUAAACGAUAUGGUAAUACACCAUGUGAUACUAUCGAUUGCAAGACUGACAAAAUCUUUCACACAACUGUUAGAGAAUUUUUCGAUGGAUUUGUAAACCUUGAAAAAAGACCUAAAUAUCGUAGAAACAUAACUUGUUUGAAAUUAAAGGAUUGGCCAUCAAAUCAAGAUUUUGCUAGAAAAUUUCCUGACCAUUUUAAAGAUUUUAUGUCUACUAUGCCAUUCCCACAAUAUUCGACACGCAAUGGUAAUAUGAAUUUGGUUAAUCAAUUACCUAGAGAAUAUAUUGUCCCAGAUUUAGGUCCUAAAAUGUAUAAUGCAUAUGGAUCUGAGGAUGGAUUGAAGGGGGUUGGAACUACAAGGCUUCACCUUGAUGUAACUGAUGCGGUUAAUCUAAUGACAUAUGCACCAGGAAUUCAUGAAAGACUACCGGAUGAACAAUUAAAACCAGCAGCAGCAGUCUGGGAUCUUUAUCACGUAAAUGAUUUACCAAAAAUUCGAAAAUUUUUACAUGGCUACACCAAUAAAAUAGGACUAAGGAUUGACGAUCCAAUUCAUGACCAAUGUUACUACCUAAAUGAAACAUUAAAGGAAAUGUUAUUACAAGAACAAGGUGUUAAAGGCUGGAGAAUUUAUCAGAAUCCAGGUGAUAUGAUUUUCAUACCUGCAGGUUGUGCUCAUCAAGUUUGUAAUUAUACUGCUUGUGUUAAAGUUGCAGUAGAUUUUGUUUCACCAGAAGGUGUUGUUAGAAGUUAUAAUGUCAGCAAAGAAUUUCGUAGACUUUCUCGUAAUCAUGCAAGGCGUGGAGAUAUUUUACAACUUCCUAAUAUUUUAUUACAUGCGUGGAAUUCUAUUUAUCAGAAUUAUACUCAGGGUCAACAAGAUGAUGAUCAAAAUCAAAAUUAA
Molecule: messenger RNA, 2259 nt
Organism: Entrophospora candida
Lineage: Eukaryota; Fungi; Glomeromycota; Glomeromycetes; Entrophosporales; Entrophosporaceae
Source: the annotation of a GenBank genome assembly